GAGUUACCUCUCUUCAGGUCAGUGAUGAUUUCACAUCCUUGAGUUCCUUGCUUAAUUUGCUGAGAAAACUUCCAAUCCUGAAGCCAGUUUUCAGAGUUUGCCCCUUUCCAGGGCACCAGCCACAGCACAACCCUGGGACCCCAGGCUCUGCACUUCCCUGCUCUUGUCAGCUCUCGUUUGCUUUGCUUUGAGGGAAGUUUGGCAGGAGGCUCCUCUGCAAUCCCUCCUUCCAGCUGGAGCCUGUUGUAUCCCUGCCUCCACCCGAACAGGGAAGCCAGCAGCUCUCAGGAAAGAGUUAAGCCCAGCGAGGCUUUGGGCUCCUUUGCUGGGGAGAGGGUUGUGCUUUUGUUUGUUUUGAAGCUCUGGCAGGAAAGUGGGGAGGAGAAAAUUACCUAAGUGAUAGUGAGGCUGCCAUGAACUAUAUAAAACUGUGAAAUCAAAUCGGAGAAACUCCACCUCGCAGCCUCGAGCCGUAAGCACAACCCCUGAAGAGAAACCCACCCCACAAGCGAGUGAUCUCAAAGGCUUGAACUCAAACCAAGCCACAUGAGCUCAGAGCUGCAGCAGGACUGAAACCCCCCCAGCUGCCACGGCCAGAGCGGGAACUGCCAGCAGGAAUGCUGCUGCUCUUGGGAAGUUCAACAAUGCUGAAGUGGAGGCAGCUCUUCUGGAUUGCCAUCUGUGUCGUGGAGCUGUCUGGCAACUCUUCUGGGAGCUCCACAGACACCCCCACCCCAACGACCACUGAGCUGGAAGGCACCAGCAGCAGGACAGACACCGGAGCCACUGGAGCCCCCAGCAGUGCCCAGCCAACACCAGAGGUGUCUGGUAAUCACUCCUCUGACUCCUCUGGGACUCCUGAAGCAGCAGCCGGGUCCCUGGCAUCCAGCCCCACCUCCCCGGGGCUCAGCAGCGAGAGGACGAGCCCGCAGCCCAGCCGAGCCCCCCUGCAGCCUCUGGGCACCCCCUCGGAGCCAGACAACAGCAGCCAUGGGGUCUCCACAGCUGAGAGCCCAGUGACACAGCCCAGCACGAUGGCAGAAACCCUCAGGUCCACUCUGGCUCUGCUGAGCUCUCCUGCCAGCUCGGGGCAUCCUCCCGUCUCCGCUGCCACCGCGCCACUGUCGCCAGGCAGGGACAGCCCGAAGCCCAUCACGUGCCACAACAUCAAAGAAGUGAGUGACACCGGAGCCAUCUGCUUGCAGCUCAACGAGUCCAACACUUGCAAAGAUUUUUUGGAGGUGAAGGGACUGGAACUGUGGAGAGUGAUAUGUGAAGGGAGCAGCCACCCUGUUCCCUCCCCCUGCCAGAUCAAGCUGGCCAAAUCCGAGGUGGACCGUGACUGUAUGCUCCUCAUCCUCGUCGGGGAGAGAGAUCCUGCUACAGACAUGCUCCAGGAGACUCACUGGGAAAAGUUUGGAAUAAAAGCCCUUAAACGGGGGAGUGUGAGGAACCACCAGGACUUUUCUCAGAAGACCCUGAUUGCCUUGGUCACAUCUGGACUCCUGCUGGCAUUCCUGGGCCUGGCUGGAUAUUUCCUGAUGAAGCGGCGGAGCUGGAGCCCGGCGGGCGAGAGGCUGGCUGAAGACCCGUAUUACACGGAAAAUGGUAGCCAGGGAAACACGAUGUUGAUGAUGCCCCCCCAGGAGCAACCCGAGCUGCAGGAGAAGCCAAACCUCAAUGGUGGGACUCAGGAGAACGGUACUGGCCAAGCGUCCUCCAAGAACGGCCACUCAGCCCGGCAGCACAGCCCUGCUGACACCGAGAUGUGAACCAGGCCAGGAGCGUGUCCCCAGCACCAGCCAGGAGCAGAGACACCAGGGAGGUCAGGAGUUUUCUGUGGACAGUUUGGGAACUGCAGACCUUUUAUUUUUUUUUGAAUCAGUAUUUCUGUGAAGAACUUCAAAAAUCAGCCUAAAGCACAUGAAGCGGCAGAGCUGCCGAAGACCUGCUCUUCUGCCUCCUCCCACUGACCACACAAGACACUUUUUCACAGCUGUUCUCUGCUUUUGUUGUUAGAAGAACAUAAUGAGAAACACAAGUGCCCUUAGUCCCCAACAGCUUUUUAGCAGAGGCAGAACAAAGCUACAGAAGCCUCGAGCCAGACUCCAAACAGCCUGAUCUGUUGGUGCCUGUGCGUUAGGCUGAUUGAAAUAGUUAAAUUGGGAUUUCAGUGACAAAACCCUCUCAGGUUUCAGAUAAUUUUGGUUAACAGAGUUGUGUUUUAUCUCAUCUUUAUGUUUAAGUGCAGGAUUUCUUCCUCUUUUAAGAACAUCAGGCAUUUAAUCCUUCUUCUUGUGCUUUGUCUCCUUUAGUAUUUCCUACUCCAGCAGAAUUUGCUGAAGCUCUGUGUAAAACUUUCCAUGUGGAAUUGAAGGUUGAAACAUGGAUAGACCUCAAACUUGAUUCUUUUUCAAUCCUACCAGUAUGUAGGUAGUUGGUUUAGAGUAAAAAUCUUCUCCAGCCUGUGCCCAGGGUUGGACUUUAGGAAACUAAGAUGCCAAAGGGCUGCCAGUGGGAUGAGUGCUGGGCAGGAGCCUGGUUCCAUGACAGGGGUUCCUCUGCAGUGGGUACAGGAACAAAAAGAAGUAAUUUUCCUUUGGUUAGUGAAGGCCAACACCAAAAUCCCAACAACAGCAGCAGGUCCUACUUCGCUCAGCACUGGUCCUGCUCCCAAGGCUCCUGUGCCACCAGCCACAUCCCUGAGGAGCUCCAAGCAGCUCUGGGGGAGCAGGGACGGGUCUGAGCUCAGCCCCAAGUACCUGCAGCUCCUCCUUGAUGCUGCAAGAGCACGAGAGGCUGCAGUUCAGACCAGAACCUCUGCUGGCACCAGCAGCAACUCCCACAUCUGAAAUAAGGACAAAAACGGCCCUUGGAGCUGAUCUUCCCUCUCAAUAGUGAAUUUAUCAUGAGGGGAAGACUUCUUUUUUAUUUUGGUACAGUGCUUAAAGGAAUGACAGCAACGGCCAUCAUUGCCUGGGGCUGUUGCCAUGGGUGAAGAGUCAUGUAAACACAGUUUAAAAUGUUUCAGGUUUUGCUUGUUUUGGUGUGAGUUGCUUCUCCCAGAUCUCACUGUAAAUAAUCCCAGUUGAAAAAAAAAUAAAAUAAUAAUUAUUAAAAGUCA
Molecule: messenger RNA, 3124 nt
Organism: Apus apus (common swift)
Lineage: Eukaryota; Metazoa; Chordata; Aves; Apodiformes; Apodidae
Gene: CD34
Product: CD34 molecule
Exons: 8
Coding region: 618-1772 (384 amino acids)
Biological process (GO): cell-matrix adhesion
Cellular component (GO): membrane
Source: RefSeq, a predicted model, not a curated record